AUGCCAAGGAAAGUUUUAAAAGAGGUUGCCCAACGAUUCCCAUGGUUGGCCAAUGCCACUCUGUACGGCUGCAUGUUUGCCAGUGGGGACUUGGUUCAUCAGCUUUUGGCCAAAAAUGAACAAAUGGACUGGAGACAUACAAGAAAUGUGGCUAUUGUGGGAUUCUGUUAUCAAGGACACUUCAACUAUUUCUGGCUGCGAGCUUUGGAAAAACGUUUUCCUGGUAAAUCUGCCAGAACUCUUUUUACAAAACUGCUCCUUGACCAAAGCUUUGCAUCUCCUCUGGCCACCAGUGUCUUCUAUACAGGAGUGAGCUUCUUGGAAGGGAAGGACGAUGUCUUUGAGGACUGGAGGGAGAAGUUUUUCAAUACUUGGAAGACUGGACUUUUGUUCUGGCCAUUCAUGCAGUUCCUCAACUUCGCACUGAUGCCCCCACAUUUGAGGACCUCUUUCAUGGCCUGUUGCGCUUUUGUUUGGGCCACGUUCUUGUGUUUCUCGCGUCAGAACGGAGACGGGACAGCAGGUGUUGCAUUGGCGUUCAUUAUUGACCCAAGAAAAACACUGCAGGACCUGGAGGAGGCACGCAAGAAACGCAAACUCCAAAAGGAGGACUUUUGGAUUCAUAGAAGGAAAAUGCAUGUCAUAAAGCGAGAUGGACGCCAGGAAGCAGUCUGUUUUGAUAAAAUCACUUCGCGCAUACAGAAGCUUUGCUAUGGGCUCAAUGCUGACUUUGUGGACCCGGCUCAGAUCACAAUGAAGGUGAUCCAAGGACUGUACAGUGGAGUGACCACUGUGGAGCUGGAUACUUUGGCUGCAGAGACCGCUGCUACAUUAACUACCAAACACCCUGACUAUGCAAUCCUUGCUGCACGCAUCGCCGUCUCCAAUUUGCACAAAGAGACCAAGAAAGUGUUUAGUGAUGUGAUGGAGGAUUUAUACAACUAUGUUAAUCCUCUGAAUAAACGACACUCUCCCAUGGUUUCAAAGGAGACAUUGGACAUCAUUCUGGAGAACAAAGCUCGUCUCAACUCGGCCAUCAUUUACGACAGAGACUUCACAUACAACUUCUUUGGCUUUAAGACUUUAGAAAGGUCUUAUCUUCUGAAAAUAAAUGGAAAAGUUGCAGAGAGGCCCCAGCAUAUGCUCAUGAGAGUGGCUGUUGGGAUUCAUAAACAAGACGUGGAAGCAGCCAUCGAGACUUACAACCUUCUCUCUGAGAAAUGGUUCACUCAUGCCUCCCCCACACUGUUCAAUGCAGGCACCAACAAGCCCCAGCUGUCCAGUUGUUUCCUUUUGGCCAUGAAGGAUGACAGCAUUGAGGGAAUUUAUGACACCCUCAAGCAAUGUGCUCUAAUCUCCAAAUCAGCUGGAGGCAUAGGAAUAGCCGUGAGUUGUAUUAGAGCGACAGGAAGCUACAUUGCUGGGACUAACGGGAGAUCAAAUGGUUUGGUCCCCAUGUUGCGGGUGUAUAACAACACUGCGCGCUAUGUUGAUCAAGGAGGAAAUAAGAGACCUGGGGCUUUUGCUGUCUACCUUGAGCCGUGGCAUUUUGAUGUGUUUGAUUUUCUUGAUUUGAAGAAAAACACUGGUAAAGAGGAGCAAAGAGCCCGCGAUCUGUUCUUUGCUAUGUGGAUUCCAGAUCUCUUCAUGAAGCGCGUGGAAAGCAAUGGGGAUUGGACCCUGAUGUGCCCUAAUGAAUGCCCAGGCCUGGAGGAGUGUUGGGGAGAGGAAUUUGAAAAACUCUACACUAGCUAUGAGAAGGAAGGCAGAGGCAAACGUGUUGUGAAGGCCCAGCAGGUUUGGUAUGCCAUUAUUGAGUCACAGACAGAGACCGGGACGCCGUACAUGCUGUACAAAGACGCCUGCAAUAGAAAGAGUAAUCAGCAGAACCUGGGCACCAUUAAAUCCAGCAACCUGUGCACAGAGAUUGUAGAAUUCACGAGCAAAGAUGAGAUUGCUGUAUGUAAUCUGGCUUCCAUCGCUCUCAACAUGUAUGUCACCCCAGAAAAAAUGUUUGACUUCAAAAAGCUAGCAACUGUAACAAAAGUCAUUGUCAGGAAUUUGAACAAAAUUAUAGACAUCAACUACUAUCCAGUUCCUGAGGCUCGAAGGUCGAACAUGCGCCACCGACCUAUUGGGAUUGGCGUCCAGGGUCUUGCUGAUGCCUUCAUUCUCAUGCGUUAUCCCUUUGAAAGUGAGGAGGCCCAGAAACUCAACACUCAGAUAUUUGAGACAAUUUAUUAUGCUGCCUUAGAGGCCAGCUGUGAACUAGCUGCACAACACGAACCAUAUGAGACGUACCCUGGCUCUCCUGUUAGCAAAGGAAUCCUUCAGUACGAUAUGUGGAACAAAACGCCAACAGAUUUAUGGGACUGGGCAGCUCUGAAGCAGAAAAUUGCCAAACAUGGUGUUAGGAACAGCCUGCUCCUGGCCCCGAUGCCCACUGCCUCUACUGCCCAGAUCCUCGGCAAUAAUGAGUCCAUUGAACCGUACACGAGCAACAUUUACACUCGCCGGGUGCUUUCAGGAGAGUUCCAGAUUGUUAACCCGCACCUGCUCAAAGACCUCACCGAAAGAGGGCUGUGGAAUGACGACAUGAAGAACCAACUUAUUGCUCAUAAUGGAUCUAUUCAGGAUAUUGAGGAGAUUCCUGAUGAUCUGAAGCAGCUCUAUAAAACCGUUUGGGAAAUCUCACAGAAGAUGAUUCUUAAGAUGGCAGCCGACCGUGGCGCCUACAUUGACCAGAGCCAGUCUCUUAACAUUCACAUUGCUGAACCAAACUACGGCAAACUCACAAGCAUGCACUUCUAUGGGUGGAAGUUGGGCCUUAAAACUGGCAUGUACUACCUCCGCACAAAGCCUGCUGCUAAUCCCAUUCAGUUCACUCUGAACAAAGAGAAACUAAAGGAGGCCCAGGCCACAAAGAGCAGUGAGGAAGAGACCAGGGAGAAGAACACAGCCGCCAUGGUCUGCUCAUUAGCCAACAGAGACGAGUGCCUCAUGUGUGGCUCCUAA
Messenger RNA from Knipowitschia caucasica, 3015 nucleotides. Lineage: Eukaryota; Metazoa; Chordata; Actinopteri; Gobiiformes; Gobiidae. The record is from the annotation of a GenBank genome assembly.